AUGAAGCUUACUUACUUUGUCGCGUUUUUCGUCGCAAUUGCCACUGUGGCGUCGCAUGGAAAUAAAAGAGGUUGGGGUAAACACCACCCUAAAAAAGACAUCGAUGAUGACUCUAGCGGAAGCUUCGAAAGCACCAAAAACGACUUAGACCGUUUGUCCUACUACGUAAACGCCCAUCUCGGACUCCACUUUCCCUACAGCAGGAAGCACCAAAAAGUGGCCGUUUUGGACCAUCGUCACAACACUAGUGUUUUCUACGAUGGUCUAUCAGGAGACGCCUUUGCCUUCUCGUACGAGGAAGGAAUAGGGGUUUAUAUACCGGGUGGUGUCUCUGACAAAACCUGGAACAUCAAGGAAACCAGUUUUGAAAAAUAUUUCAAAAACCCGGUUUUACCCAAAGAGAUUUUCUCUAUUGGCCAAAAACAGGGGUACCAAUUCGACCCGCAGCUGAUUUCAGACGAAAUGUCUGAAAAAUUGUCGGGGAUUUUGACACCUUUGAGCAUCGACUACUCUUCUCGGUGUGAAGCUUUAGCCACUGCUUUGCACAUCUCAAAAAUAACGUCCGAUAAAUUAAAAACUUCUUUGUCUAGCUUUGAAAGUGUCAUGGGUGACGUUUCUACGCAAAAUCGGGGGGAUUUUAAGUGGCUAAUCGGGAUCUAUCAAGGUCUGGGAGAAUUUUUCGCCCCAUUUGGAAGCAUGGAAAUUCUAAAAGAAAAAAAACUUCACUUAGACUUUGCAAAGAUCUUGAACGAAGAUGGAGGAAUUUCCGUUUUGGGUUAUUUGUUAGAAACUCUAGCUCCUCAUUUCGAUUUGGGGAAAUUAAUAGGGGAACAGAUGAAUUCCGAGCCACAAUUUUUCGUAAUUAUUAAUAAGUUGGGGGGUGAGGUUGACUAUUGUUCAGAUGGACUGGUCUACGUUUUGACUGAAAUCACUAUAUAUAAUUACGGUGAAACCUCUAAGGAAAAUUUGGUUACAGUGUUGAGGAAAUUCUUCACCGAUACUAGAGUUUGUAACGAGAAUUUGGAACAGAAGUGGCUUUCGUCUAUUAAAACACUUUUGGAAACAAUUCAAAAAUUAAAAUUAGAAAACUCUUUUAAAGACCUGUCGAAGCUUCUUAAAGACAUAGGUGAGGGUAAGUGGCAACAGAAUUGUGUAAAUAUGUCUGAGGUUUUCGGGAAAAUCGUUAAAGUUGAGCUUCCUGGAAAAGCGGAUUCGGCCAAUGAAAUUAUAGAAUUGUUAGAGAAAAAAAACUAA
Messenger RNA from Zophobas morio, 1254 nucleotides. RefSeq lists its product as uncharacterized. The transcript is spliced from 3 exons. The coding region runs from base 1 to 1254 and encodes 417 amino acids. Lineage: Eukaryota; Metazoa; Arthropoda; Insecta; Coleoptera; Tenebrionidae. The record is from RefSeq and is a predicted model, not a curated record.